AUGUCGCUUGAGGAAGACCAAUUCUUUCCUACGGGGCCCAACACAGGCAAUGGGCACUGUGCUAAUCCUAGACAGACAUACCGUAUUGCGUUGAACUUGAAGGCAGUCAUCGAUAGGGUUAUCCCCACGAUCUUCGAUGAGAAGGAAAUCGUGAGAACUCACUCGGCUGUGCUCAAUUCGAAGGUGCUUCGUUUGAUCUAUCGCUGUGCUGGUGGAAAGGGAAAUGGUGCAGCAGGAACUACAUCAUUCAAAUAUCGUGGUGCGCUUGUGUUUGCCUUGUUAAAGGUAACAGAUUGGUAUUGGCAGCAGGCUGAGUAUAAGCUUUCUGACAACGAGUUGUACUCGCUAAGAGCUGUUGCUGCGCAGAUAUUGGCAGUAAGAAUCAUCGAUUCUACUAAAGAUGACGAGUAUUUGUUCUUGGGUAUGCUCUGCCAUCGGUACCUGAUGAACAUUAGCGGAGAGGAUAGCGAUCCAGUUAGUGCUUUGGAAUUGGCGGUUGAUAUGCACCUGACGAUUGUUAUUGGCUGUUCAGGUUAUCAGAGAUGUGUGAAAUGGUUAUGGAGAGGUUGGAUCAUGCAAUCUUCCCAUGAUCCUCACUCCUAUGUUCUUUACAAAGGUGUCGCUUCUCAGUCAAUUAGGACUCACUUUGAUCCAGAUAGAAUCAAGACCCCUGCGUACCAGAACAAGAUCGAGAUAGCUUUCAGUAUCUUGUACUUGAUAUUCUUUACCAUCAUUUUGAACACUCAUCAAGUGGUCACAACAGAUGUGGAUGUUUUCGAAGGCUUCUUCUAUGCUUUCACUCUUGGUUCAAUCUUUGAUGAGAUCACGAAGCUCUACCAUGUGGGCUGGAACUAUUUGGGCUUCUGGAACGCUUUCAAUGAUGUGAUGUAUAGCAUCAUUGUCAUUGCAAUAGGAUUCCGGUUUGCAUCAUUGAGACAGACGGGCUUGUACAGAGAAAAGUACGACGAGAUAAGUUUCCGUGUUUUAUCUUGUGCUUCACCAAUGAUGUGGUCUCGUCUUCUUCUUUACUUGGACGCACAACAGUUUGUCGGUGCUAUGAUCGUUGUUAUCAAGACUAUGAUGAAAGAGUCUAUCCUUUUCUUUGUGUUGCUCUUUGUUGUCAUUCUUGGUUUUCUCGAAGGAUUUUUGGGACUCGAUGCGUCUGACGGUAAGAGUGAGGCAACCAAGCAUAUCUUAACCUCUUUGGUCAAUGCUGUGAUUGGCGCUUCAGGCUUCAAUGAUGUUCAGAACCUUGUACCGCCAUAUGCACUGAUCCUUUACUACAUUUACUCAUUUGUUCUUCAAGUCAUUUUGAUGAACAUCCUUAUCGCUUUAUACUCCACAGCAUAUGCUGCCAUCGUGGAAAACGCUACAGACGAAUACUUUGCCUUGGUGGCGCAGAAAACAUUACGAUACAUCCGUGCUCCAGACACCGACUUGUAUGUGCCUCCCUUCAACUUGAUUGAGUAUCUUAUUACUCCACUUUAUUAUGUGGUAUCGAAGAGGACAUACAAGCAGAUCAACAGGGUGAUCAUGACAGUCAUAUAUUCGCCAAUGCUUUUGUACAUCACUAUUGACGAGCUCAGGAAUGCUCGUAGAGUACAAUACAACAGAUUCAAAGGUCUUCCUGACGAUGCCAACGAGAUUGAUACUGAAUGGGACAUUACUGACGGUUUCGAUGUCGACUUACUCAUUGUUGGCGACAAUGGCAUCGAAACUAGAGAUGGUGAAGUAAAUCAAGCAGUCAGAGAACAGAGAAUUGCUGAAAAUAAAGACCCUGAGUUUGCUGCAGAUUUCCCUUCUUUAAUGAAGGAUAUUGAUGAGGUUAUCCCUCCAGUCGAGAAAGCAAAUGAUAAGGGUAUCAAAUGGGAGCACUACGGCUUGCAUGAAAAACUCGACCAGUUAUCCACAGUGAUAGCAAACUUGGUUGAAGAAAACAAAAAAUCCGUCACCAUGGCGAACGCCACAAGCUACAGAAAUGGCGCCGACGUUGAAUUCGAUUAUCUGCAUGCGCCGAAUGCCUCUAGCAUAGUUCACGAUGAUCUUGCGCCUCCUAGUCUGACAUCCAAGAAGAAGAGAAAGAAGAAGAAGAAGAAGGCCAAGUCUGCAAAUGGGGAAACAGCACAAGACCAAGAUCUCCAUCCUCAUGAUGACCCAGCGUUUUCUGUUAACGAUGCCCACAUCAACGAUCCUGACGCUGAUUACCCCACAUCAAGGGUAAUUAAAGUGGGUCCUUCGGGAGACUUGAUUGUCGAAAGCUUGGACGACGAAUAUCCCCAAGAAUCGAAACAGCAACUUCCACAGAUUUCCGAUAUUCAAUCACGAGAACAGCUAGAUUUCUCUAUUUUCCAUUUCCACAAUGAUGAUGAACGUGCAUUCUGGUUAAACUUGUCCGAUGCCGAUAAGAAGGAUAUACUACGUGUUGACAAAGAGCAUCUUAUGGAGAAUCUACGAAUCCUCAAGAGAAACCAUCCCAAUAAAGGCAUGCCUUUCAACCAGUUUGGCGUCGGCGAUCAUCAUAAUCAAGGCGGCGACCAAUGCGCCUGUGCCUACUGUGGCAGAAACAGCCGCUUCAUAGAAGAUGAAUUGGCCAUAGCGUAUAACCAGCAUCUAGAUGUGAUAGCCGACUACCUCGAGAAUUGCGUGAAUGCACGGGCUGAAUUUCCUCGACUUAUCCCGGAGCCUCGCUUCCAUUCCGAUGCUCCUUCACCUCCAUUGCAUCCUCCUCGUUCACCCCAUCCAGAAAGCGUUAACCACAGUCAUACAUCACCAAACUUACAUGCCAAUAGUACACUUCCGAAUCAGCUGGUGAAAUCCGACGAAGAAACCUCUAUUAAGGAGGAAGAGCCGCAACUUGGGGAACUCGAAACGGCGGCUACUAACGACUCCGACGAAAAGAUCCUCAUGAACCUCGAACCGCAAGAGAUGCUCGACAUUUUAGGUAAGGCCAGGAAGGUUCUGGAGCUCAUAAAUCCCAACACAAUACAAGAAGUUGUCAAGUACGAACUUCUACUGAGGAAUAUCAAGCCGGAAGCUGCAAUCGACGAGUCAGCCAAAAAUCUAACCGAGAUUUUCGCCAACAUCAAGAAGGAUGACGAAAACGGCCUUGCGAAAGCAGUGGAGUUUAUCAAGUGCUGCAGUCGACUUUACAAAGAAUCGAAUGACCAAUUCAACGAUGUUCUGCAGUUUUUAUCCAACUUCGCAGACUUAAUCAUGAAGAACGAAGGAAAGUCCUUUGUUGACAUGCUUGAAUCAUUAACUGAAUCGAGAAACGCCCGCAUGAAUAUCGCAGAGGAACAGAAAAUCGAGCAAAUCACUGAUGUAAACGAAGAGGAUCAGCAGGUACUUCGAUCGCCACUUAAUGUCACUCAAUCUCCAGAUGGCGCUGGCUCGACACUUUUGCAGGCCGAUGAAAGCCAUGGGAUUGCAAAUGGCGAGACCAGCCGACAAGAUGCCGAAUAUUUCGAAGAGUAUGGCGAAGAUUAUCAUCAAGCCCACGACCAUGAUCAUGACCACGAUUAUGCAUGCGAUCACGAUUGUUCUCAUGGCCAUGAAUGCGAUCAUGAUUGCGACCAUGAAGAGUACGAUAACGAUGAACUCGAUGAUGACGAAGAUAGUCAGCAGGGUUACGAUGAUGGGGAACUUGACGACGAAGAAGCGCAGCGUGGCCGUUCGGAAGAGAUUCGGGGUUUCGUCAUGAUCCAAGCAGUUAACAUGAUCAGGGAGAGAUUCAUGGAGGCUUACGAGAGAAAACUAUCAGAAGAUAGAACUCAGAUGUUUAUCGCAGAGCUUGAAGCAGAGGAAAAUGCAAAGAAGGAAAGAGAAUUGAAGAAGCUAAAAGCUAAGGAGAAGCAGAAAGAGAAGAAGCGCUUGCAACAGCUUGAGAAAGAAGAGGAGAAGAAGCGCAAAGAGGCCGAGGAGCUAGCACGUAAGGCCGAGGAGGAGAAGAAGCAAGAAGCGAUACGCGCAGAACAAAUGAAGAAGAAGGAAGAAGCAAGGCUCAAAAAAGAAGAGGAAAAAAGGCGACGUAUUGAAGCCUUACAGAAGAAGGAGGUUGAAGCCGCGGAAAGAAAGAGAAAGCAGGAUGAGUUGAAACUCCAGAACGAGAAAAAGCAGAAGGAGAAGGAGCUCAGACAGCGUCAACUUGAAGAAAAGAAGCUGGAGGAGAAGAAGCUCCAAGAAAAGAAGCUCGAAGAAAAGAGGCUUGAAGAAGCCAAACUCCGAGAGAAGAGAAAGGAGGAAGAAAAGAAGGUCGAUUCGAAGAAAUCUGGAAAGAAGAAUGUUGAUACCGCUAGCAGAGGUACAUCAUCCGCUCCGAGAGCACCAGAUGACCCGAUUUCAAAUCAAGCUCCUGCAAUUCCCGCUCAGACUGAGUCGCCAAUGGGUCACGACAAUUUUAAUGAGACCGAGGACUAUCUCCAUAAGCAACAACAAGAGCUUCUUGAGAAAGCCAACAGUUUGUCUCUCGACCUGGCCAAUCCAUUAAUGCCUCUUGAUGAAUUGAACAUCCAUGCUCAAGCAACUUCUCCGAUGAAGAAUCAUUUGUUGGAUCAGCUUUACCGCGCCAAGCCCCAAUCGAUCUCCUCGACUUCUAACUCAACUCCUCAAAUCAACCCUGCAGAACUCAAUCAGUUUGGAUUGCAAGAAGGUGUUCCACCAUACAUUUCACCUAGCAAAAAUACCGACCUGUUUGAUAACUUGAGGGGCGUGGAUUGGAGGAAUGGCGCAAGUGCUUUCCCACAUCAAGGUCAAAGUCGUGUUGGUGGGGCCCAUGUCGCUUCUAAUUUCAGUCCAUUUGAUUCCAAUGCCACUUUGGACCAGUUGCAACAACCUCCAUCUGUCGACAUGCUUCUGAGCUCAGCCCUUGGCAGUAAUGUGAGACCAAGCAUUCAACAAAGCAAUAGUUACAUGUGGUCGAACGGAUCAGCUUCGAGAAGCAAUUCUAUUUGGAAUUCGUCGAGUGAACCUCAACACGGGAACCCUAAUAUUUGGGGAACUAGCAAGUCACCACAAGCUUACGGCAAUGGCAUGAUGCCUAUGGGUGGCUCACGAAUCUCGCUCUCCGAUCAGGGUGCAAACUCAGAAGUUGACACAAUUCAAAAGGCUGCUGCAGAUGCAUUCAACCUUAUGCUGUCGAACAACCAGCUUAUGCUCGGCCUGGCCUCUGCCAUUAACAUGUGCCAGAUAGUGAAAGGUUUAUUGGGAAACGCCUCAAUGGGAAUGGCGGAGUUUCUCAACUCUUUGAAGUCGCCAGGUAAGCAUCAGUUUGAUUUUAUUUAUGACGACUACGGAAGCGUUACGCACCUCAAGUUGAUUCAGCAUAUUCCAAAUGGAGCUAUUCCACAGGCAACACAUGGACCUGGUCAUUUGGGCCAUCAAGGUCUUGGUCAGCCAGUCAACCCGAAUUUGCAAUUCGGUUAUGGCCAUACUACACAGCAACAGAAUGCAUUCCAGAACCAACCAUUCCACCAGCCGAUGCCGAACGUGCCACAACACCCACAACCAUUGAAAGCGAUGAAUGUUGGUCCUCCAGGAAUACAGCAGGAUGAAAACAGCCAAAAACCUAACGGCCUUCAGCUUCCCGGAACCAUCCAGAACCUGUUGAAUCCUAGUGGGUUUGGCCAGGGCAAUAUAUGGUAA
This is a messenger RNA of Candidozyma haemuli, 5640 nucleotides long. RefSeq lists its product as uncharacterized. The transcript is spliced from 2 exons. The coding region runs from base 1 to 5640 and encodes 1879 amino acids. NCBI's taxonomy places the organism in Eukaryota, Fungi, Ascomycota, Pichiomycetes, Serinales, Metschnikowiaceae. The record is from RefSeq and is a predicted model, not a curated record.